Aspergillus glaucus CBS 516.65 is the source of this 1123-nucleotide messenger RNA. RefSeq names its product MIX23 family protein. The coding region runs from base 242 to 823 and encodes 193 amino acids. The record is from RefSeq and is a predicted model, not a curated record. NCBI's taxonomy places the organism in Eukaryota, Fungi, Ascomycota, Eurotiomycetes, Eurotiales, Aspergillaceae. The transcript is spliced from 2 exons. Gene Ontology annotation, cellular component: mitochondrial intermembrane space; mitochondrion.
GCUGGUCUUGAGAGGAAUCUGUGAAUAGCUAUCUGAAGAAGGUUAAUUUCUUUCGGGUACCUGCAUUAACACCUUCAGGCUUAUUUUGUCGCUGCGAUAAGCGACUAGAUUGCACAGUUGGUGGCGUGUUCCAUCCACUAAAUUGAUAUCGGACUUCAUCGCAUCUUGUUCAAACUGGUGUGAACCUGUCUCUGGGGCAAUUCAAACUUGGCGACGUAUCCGGAAAAGUGGUGAAUAGGAAAUGUCUCGAGCAACAUCGACAUCGGCUCCUACACUGACUCCUCAGUUUUGCUUUGAUGAGAGAGUGAUGAGAGACUUCUUACGAGUUUCGCGAUCGACCAUAGACGACUCCAUCACUCAAAACCUCAAUGCUCUGAUCACCCCAGCCCGGAAGGGCUUCGACCCCUCAUCCACUGCCGUACGCCAAACAGACAAACUCGGGAAACCGAUAGAUCCGAUAGUCUGUCAGAGCUUUAGAGACAAUGUGCUAUUUCCCUCAUGGCAGGCUCGAUCAGACGUGCUCAACUACUGCGCCGGUGUAGCUACGAGCCCCGAUCCGGAAGACCCGGACCUUAUUCUCCGCCAGAUUGAAUCCGCCAAAGACCGGGAACGGGUUAUUAAUGAGCGACUAGAUCCAUAUUCAGCGCGGUUCUUCCCUCAAGAGGCACGGACGGAGUCUCUGGCCAAUUUGGUUCGGAACCAGCGUACUGUUGAGGAGAUCAUUCGGGCGCGGACGUGGUCUAUGAUCUCUGAGAGAUGCAGCGGUCCUUCGUCGAAUUGGGAGGAGGCACUCAACAGCUGGCGUGAGAGACAGCAGCGGUAGCAUGUCCUAUCAGAAGUCACGCCUGGUGUUGAGGUACGACAUUUCCUUUCCGUAUAAACUCCUCUCCCAUAUCUACCCUUUGACAGCUUCUGGCGAGGUUGAAGGGCAUAAUGUACAUCAAAAUCAUAUGUAAAAUAGUUGCAUGGAAAGGCGUUAUUCGUUGGAUGCGACGGUACCUGGAUAUGGAUCCCUGCGCUGUCGACUCGGUUAGUCUGUCUGUUGUCGGGUUUAAAAUCUCUUAUUUAGACGGUCCUCAUUAUAGAGUAUUAUUUCGAGAAACAGAAAUAUAAAUAACGAGGG